Molecule: messenger RNA, 1687 nt
Organism: Amphimedon queenslandica
Lineage: Eukaryota; Metazoa; Porifera; Demospongiae; Haplosclerida; Niphatidae
Product: TBC1 domain family member 22B-like
Exons: 12
Coding region: 49-1470 (473 amino acids)
Biological process (GO): activation of GTPase activity
Molecular function (GO): GTPase activator activity
Source: RefSeq, a predicted model, not a curated record
GUAAGCUAAUAUAGUGGGCGUGUCGAUCAGGCACAAACAUUAACAGCAAUGGCCGACAAGAAGAGCUCGUUUUGGAAGAGAGGGAACGACACAAAGCUACCAGGAAGAGCUCAGCCAGUGGCUAACAGCCCUGACCUUAGACCAAGGUCAAAGACAUUCGAAGAGUAUGAAAAAGACACAAAUGACGCGUGGGACGACGAAGCAGAAGACCUAUCUCAUCUUUCUUCUCCUGUCAAGCCACUAGAGUUCAAUCACACGGGCAGUGGAGAAUUUGACGUGAAAUUCUCAGGAAAGAAAGCCCCAUUAAAGUCCCGUAUCAAGGAGGUUGUUAAACCGCGGUCACAUACAACAGGAGGUAUGUCUACCAGUGGUGGGGGUACAGGCGUACAACACUCAGGAUCAGACUCACGUAGGAACGCCCCACAGGACACUGGAAGAAUUCGUUCAAUGAGUCCACCAUCAGAUCCAUUUGAUGAUAUUCCUGACAGAGAAACCAUCAAAUUACAAAAAUUUGGUAAAUUAUUAGCCGGGCCUAACACUGACCUUGAACAACUUAGGAAAUUAAGUUGGUCAGGAAUCCCUUCAUCAGUUAGAGCAACAACAUGGCAGCUACUGUGUGGCUAUCUACCAGUUAAUAUAGAUAGGAGGGAAGAAACUCUCCAGCGUAAGAGAUCAGAAUACCUCAAGCUAAUAGACCAGUAUUAUCACAUGAGAGAUGACUCCAUUCACAAGGACACUUUCAGACAGAUACACAUUGAUGUACCUAGAAUGAAUCCUUCAAUACCGCUCUUCCAACAGUCUAUUGUACAAGAAUGUUUUGAGAGGAUAUUGUUUAUAUGGUCAAUGCGUCAUCCUGCCAGUGGGUAUGUCCAAGGAAUCAACGAUCUUGUCACUCCUUUCUUCGUUGUCUACCUGUCCUACUACAUAUCUGGUGAUAAAAAUGCCGAGACCUAUGAUUUAUCGUUAUUACCUAAUAGCACUCUGAACAUGAUUGAAGCUGAUAGCUUCUGGUGCCUUCAGAAACUACUAGAAGGAAUACAAGAUAAUUAUACGCUAGCUCAGCCUGGUAUCCAAACUAAAGUGAUGAGGUUAAAAGACAUCAUGAAAAGAAUUGAUGGGUCACUCCAUAGUCACCUCGAGAGGAAUUCGGUUGAUUACUUGCAGUUUGCGUUUCGGUGGAUGAAUAAUUUAUUAAUGAGAGAGUUCCAGUUGAGAUCAGUCAUCAGAAUAUGGGACUCAUACCUUUCUGAGGCAGAUGGGUUUGCUACUCUUCACGUAUUUGUGUGUGCAGCAUUGUUGCUAAAAUUUUCAAGCGAGAUUCAAUCUAAGAAAGACUUUCAAGAAAUUAUGAUAUUUUUACAAAAUCUUCCAACCAGUGCAUGGACUGACGAUGAUGUUCAAUUAUUACUUGCCGAGUCUUUUAAAUUAAAAUAUAUGUUUGCAGAUGCUCCUGGCCACUUGCAGAACUGAUCCCUCAUUUGCUUGCUCUAGUGUGUCAUAUCUUACUAUACUACCUAUACAACAGUCCGCAGUGUUAUUAUUAUUAUUAUUAUUACUGUUGUUGUUAUUACCAUUAUUAGUUUUAUAUUGACAAACAAGCCUCAAAACAGGUGUUUUUAGAUAUUAUUGUUUACAUAGAUAUUAUUGUUUACAUUUUGUUAAUAAACUUAAUAAUUUCCAUGUGUAA